UGAGAUGAAGGACAUGAUCAAAUUGUGCAUGUUGUUUUUCCAAUAAUUUCUCUGUUAACAACCUUUAAAAAUGCCUUUCCUUAGAGGCAUUGCACCUGUGCGAUAUACUCAAAAGUAUCUCGAGGCAGGAAAAAUUAUUUUACAGCCUGAAAUUAAGGUGAUGACCGUAAAUUACAACGUGAAUCAAAAAGCAAGUUCUGGACUGUAUCAGUUCCAGUUUUGGCACCUUCCACAGAUCAAGUACAAAAAUGCUGAUUUGCAGAUUGUGAGAUUCAAGAACAUGACUCCAACACCUUUCAUACAGUUUUUCUUUUUAAAUGGGGAGAAGCAGAUAGUGGACGCGUAUGACCGUAGUCGGGAGGAAAUACAUGAGCACGUUCUGCACGCCUUCUGUGAACAGCCUCCUGAAAAGCAAGCGUACUACUACACCCAGAAGACCAAGUUUAACCCUGCCAACUUUGGUUUCCACUGUGAUCAUUGGUGUAUAUGUGAGAUCCCGGGACAGAGGCCAUGCCCGGGCUACACUCCCAUGCCACGAACAAUGAAGGGAAAGUACCAACAGAGUGAAGAGUCCUGAUGAAUGUAACUUGUGCGCUGAAACUAUGUGUCUUGAAGUACUUUUUUCCUCGUUUUCUCUUUUCCUGAGAAAAUCUUGAGGGAAGGACACUUGUUUGGCAGUGAAAAUAUUCACAGAUAGCAUAUCUGAAAGGAACAUCGGAAAAUGAUUCUCCUGUUUGUGAUUUUAGAUGUUUAAAAGAAAAAGCUAUGGUUGCAGCAUUGCAAGACAGAUCACCUGUAUACUGUUAAUGGUCGCUGCAUAGCAAGAUAGGUUUCCUGAUAUUGGUAAUCAGGAAUAUGGUAGAAAACAAGACUAGUUAUUUGUUCAAUGGAUAAAUUUAUGUGGUUAUUUUGUGAAUGUUUAAUCUUUAACAUGUGAUUUGAAAAAAUAAAAAAAUGUAUAAUAACUUUUUAAUCUAAUUUAUAUGUCUAUGGUGAGGUAUGGGAAGUUUUAGAUGUCUAUGAUGAGGUAUGAGGAGUUUUGUAAUCAUUCUAUUAUAUAGGUUUUUAGCCAGAGUUUAUAAUUGACAGUAUGCUGCAGAAAGUGGACAGGAUGCUAAGAGUAAAAAGGUUAUAUUGUGAUGGGCAGUGAAGAACUAAGAUAUUAUAAAUUUGACUUAAAAAUGUAAGGAAUGUGUUAAAUUAAAGUAAUUUUUGCUUCCAACUGCCAGGUAUAUUGAGUUUGUAAGUGUUUUUAAUGAGCAUUUAAGAAAAUCAUAGAAACCAAUUGACUAUACGUACAGCAUUCAAUUCUUAGAAGGUGGAAGGGUGCACAAGCUGGUCUCAAAAAGGGCACAGUGGGGUACUACUGAAAAAGGUUAGGGUGCAGUACUCUCAUACAGAUCUUGAUCUAAAACUUUAUAUACGUGCCUUAUGACUUGGAAUGGUAGGGUUUUGCAUCUAUAUACAAUAACCUUAACCCUGUUUAAAGAAGAGGUUGUAGAACAGUUAUUGAUAGAAAUGGUUUACUGGUUUACAAAUUAUAUGUUAGAUAUAAGUCAACAUGACCCUUGAUCAAACAUUUCAAUAAAAUACGAUGCAUAUAA
Mya arenaria is the source of this 1604-nucleotide messenger RNA. RefSeq names its product probable 28S ribosomal protein S25, mitochondrial. Lineage: Eukaryota; Metazoa; Mollusca; Bivalvia; Myida; Myidae. Bases 71 to 577 code for a protein of 168 amino acids. Gene Ontology annotation, molecular function: structural constituent of ribosome. Gene Ontology annotation, cellular component: mitochondrion. The transcript has 4 exons. The record is from RefSeq and is a predicted model, not a curated record.